Colletes gigas is the source of this 994-nucleotide messenger RNA. It is a transcript of the gene Prpk, whose product is annotated as EKC/KEOPS complex subunit TP53RK. The coding region runs from base 189 to 893 and encodes 234 amino acids. The record is from RefSeq and is a predicted model, not a curated record. Gene Ontology annotation, molecular function: ATP binding; protein serine/threonine kinase activity. Gene Ontology annotation, cellular component: cytosol; nucleus; EKC/KEOPS complex. Gene Ontology annotation, biological process: protein phosphorylation. NCBI's taxonomy places the organism in Eukaryota, Metazoa, Arthropoda, Insecta, Hymenoptera, Colletidae. The transcript is spliced from 5 exons.
CGAAAACGAACUAAACGAUCAACCGAGAGGAGCCAUGACAGGGGACAAAAGUAAUUCGCAGAAACAAUAGUCGACGUCUAUCGACUAUGUUCGCGCGCAUGCGUUUUUGUCGAAACUCAACUUGUAGUCGCUAUUUAAACCUUCCUGUGGGGCAAUACUAUAAAUAGGAACAAAUCAUAUUAAGCAUCAUGCAUGGAUUCGAAUUAAUAGCUCAAGGCGCCGAAGCCCGCGUGUAUAAAGGUGUUUAUUUAGGAAAGCCAACGUUAAUAAAAGAGCGAUUUGAAAAGAAAUACAGACACAUAGAUUUAGAUAUCCGUUUGACAAAAGAUCGAAUAAAGGCCGAAUGUCGCGCUAUUGUUCGCGCUAAAGCCGCAGGGGUAGUUACGCCAGCUAUAUACUUGGUACAUUUAGAACGACGAUGCAUUUAUAUGGAAUAUAUAGAGGACGCGGUAGUAUUGAAAGACUUUAUAGAGAAAAACAUUUCAAAGGACAUAAAUAUUGAACAAUUGUCAAAGUUUAUAGCACGAGGAUUAGGCACGUCCAUUGCUAGAUUGCAUUCAAAAAGUAUAAUUCAUGGAGAUUUAACUACAUCGAAUGUACUUUUAAAAAAUAUUAGUGAAGAACUGGACAAUGAAAAAUACGACGCUGCAAACGAUUUCGUUAUAAUAGAUUUUGGGUUAGCACGUUUAGAGUCAAGCGUGGAAGAUAAAGCGGUUGACUUGUACGUCCUGGAACGGUCACUGCACAGCGCACAUUCGGAAAUACCAUUACUGUUUUCAGAAAUAUUUCAUAUUUAUCAGAAACAUUACACAAAUAGAAAACAAUGUAAAGAAGUUGUUUCCAAAUAUAAGGAAGUACAGGCACGUGGGCGUAAACGAUUAAUGGUUGGAUGAUUCCGAUAUUUUUACGAAUGUAUUAAACACAUUUUAUUAACAUAUUUUUAAUAACAUAUACAUGUAAAUAUACUUAAAUAAAUCUCUGUGUAAAACUUGAG